AUGAGUUUUGUUGAGAAAAUGGUUGCAAGUAUUGUUAACAACAUUCAGGUAACAUUGAAUAAUGUGCAUAUCCGUUAUGAAGACUCUGUGACCAAUCCAGGCAAUCCUGUAGCUUUUGGUGUGAUGUUACAAAGUUUAACCGCUCAAACUACGGACGAUUUAUGGCAGCCUACCACGGUUGAUGCCACAGUAACUAUUAUGAGAAAAUUAAUCAAGAUGGAGAACUUGGCCGCUUACUGGAAUUCACCGGUGAAGACUCGUAUUGGUUCGUUUAUAGGGAGUGGAAAAUGGCUGUCGAUGAUGCAGGAGGUCGUGGUAAAUCAUAAAGUUAAUGGCGAAGAAGUUGACUUUUUAAUUCAUCCCAUCAGUACGGAGGCCAGGAUAUCGUUUGACAAAUCUAGCAAAGUAGAUUUCUUACAACCUAAACUGAUGCUAGAAAUUGUGACUGAAGAGAUCGCAACUGCGUUGUCAAGGAAACAAUACAUAGAGAUAUUGGAUUUAAUACAAGCUUUCAAACUAAUGGAAGUUAACAAAUUAUACAGAAAGUAUCACCCAAAUGUGCAAGUCAAAGGCAAUGCCAAAGCUUGGUGGCACUAUGCAUAUUCAUCUGUACUUGAAGAACAUAUCAGACCAUGGUCCUGGGAAAGAAUUAAAGAACAUAGAAGCAUGUAUAAACGAUAUAAAAAUGUUUAUAAAAAGAAGAUAGAAUAUCCAGACCAUGCAGAUAGAUACAAAACUGAAUUGAGACAACUGGAAGAAAGAAUGGAUAUUGCUAAUAUAUUAAUGGCAAGAGAACAUGCUAGACUAGAGUUUGUGAGGGAAGCUCCAGAACGAGAGAAACGAAGGAAGAAAGAAAAAGAUGGAAGUUGGUCAAUAUGGAAUUGGUUUUCAUCAAGUACAGACAGUGAAGCAGAAUUAGACAUAGAAGAAUCAGAUGAUAGUGGAUUUCUUGACACUUUGAGUGACAAAGAGAAGGAAGAUUUAUACAAAGCCAUUGGAUAUGAUGAGAGUGAACUAGAAAGAGAAGAAGAUAAACCUAUUGAAUAUGUGGAAAGGAAAUUCACAUUUUCUUUAAAUCAUUGUGUGUUGACUUUAAAGAAUCCGUCUGAAAUUAUGAAGUUUUCAUUCCAUAAUAUGAUAACAUCGCUUGAACAAAGACCAUCAGCAGAUGCAUUCAGGUUAAAAACAAACACAGAUAGUGUAUUGAUUCAAGGCUGCACACCAAACCAUGAAUUGAUUCCAAUUUUAACCUCAGAGAAAACCAGAACUAAUGGGUAUGGUACACAAGUGUUUGGUUUAGAGUUUGAAACCAAUCCUUUGACUGUCAAUGCUGACAGUUCAGUGGCUGUUAAUAUGGAACCUGUGGAGAUAAUCUAUCAUGAGCACACCAUCUCUGAAGUGAUGUCAUUUUUCACUGUACCUCAAGUUGAUGUGGAAGAACUAAAAGCUGCAGCCAGUAACACACUGUCAGAAUUAGCUGUUGUUACCAAAUCCAACCUCAUGUUUGCCAUAGAUAACCACAAGACAAUACAUGUGGAUGUCGAUAUGAAGUCUCCUUAUAUCAUUAUACCAGAACAUGGUGCUAUCGACAAAGGUGGUAAUCUACUUAUAUUAGACUUAGGUAGCUUAAAUAUAUCUAGUGAUCUACAAACAACAGCACCACAAUUAGAGGAUGCUACAAUGACAGAAAUUGAACAGCAUCUUUAUGAUAGAUUUACCAUAACAGUGAGUGAUAUCCAAGUCUUGUUUGCCAGUGCAGAUGAAGAUUGGCAUAAUGCACAUGCUCUGAAGGAUUCAGAAUUUCACAUCCUGCCCAGUACUCUCAUCCAGGUCUCGGUUUUCUUGAGUGUAAAACCAGAUUAUAAAGUUCUACCACAGACUAAGUUGGAAGCAGUGGUGCCAUCAUUGAAGGUGACAGUUUCAGAUAACAGAUUGAAAGCUCUACUUAAGUUUGGACAGACAUUGCCAAUGCCAGCCACCAAAGUUACUAUUGCGAGUAGUACCCUGCCUGCACUUGACAAAAAACACAUCAAAUCUGUUUUAUCAGCAAAUUCUUUGAAGAAGCUCAAGAAAUCUGUUUCUAGGAAACCCAAACCAGUAGCUACCUUGGAUGAAAUAGAUGCCAGAGAAGAGCCAGUACUUUCAUCUCAACCAUCAUUAGCAGCCUCUGAUCAUUCUGAUGAAGAAGUCAUUGAUUGGGCAUCAGUGUUAGAAGUGCCUGCGUAUGAAGACACAGCGUCUAAUACUAACACCAUAUCUAUGUUACUCAGAUUCGUCAUACGAGAGGUUGUUUUGUCAGUAUCUAAGGUACAAGCACCAAAGCCGACUGUUCCAUCUGAAGAUAUCACAGUUGACAGUGACUUUGAAGCGAGACACAGAUAA
Molecule: messenger RNA, 2382 nt
Organism: Saccoglossus kowalevskii
Lineage: Eukaryota; Metazoa; Hemichordata; Enteropneusta; Harrimaniidae
Product: intermembrane lipid transfer protein VPS13A-like
Biological process (GO): protein retention in Golgi apparatus; protein targeting to vacuole
Source: RefSeq, a predicted model, not a curated record